Brassica rapa (field mustard) is the source of this 2924-nucleotide messenger RNA. RefSeq names its product eukaryotic translation initiation factor 5B. The record is from RefSeq and is a predicted model, not a curated record. Gene Ontology annotation, molecular function: translation initiation factor activity. Gene Ontology annotation, cellular component: mitochondrion; cytoplasm. Gene Ontology annotation, biological process: translational initiation. Lineage: Eukaryota; Viridiplantae; Streptophyta; Magnoliopsida; Brassicales; Brassicaceae.
CUUUAGAAGAUGUUUUGACAAAAUCAAUUAAUUAUAUAUAUUUUUAUCUUGUGUUACUAAUAAAUAGAAAAAGAUCUUAAUUGGAUUCCUAUGUAACUAAAAAGAUUUGGAAUAAUAAACAUAAUUUAUGAAAGAUAUUUUAAUGUUUUUGUGAUUUGGCGUUCAUAUGAGAUCUAGCUCAAUAACAUAAUAGUUGGGAGUCGUCAGAAACUCCAAACAGAGAGCAAACUAAGCGGUGUGAAUGCAUUCGUGGAUCUGCAAACCAUUUUUGUGGCGAAGGUCAAACUAUAUAUGAGACACUAUCUUGAACAGCGGCACACUGAAUUCGAUUUAGCAGAUUCUUCACAUAUUGUCGAAUUGAAGUGUUGGUUUAUGUGUCUUGCUGGAUUUCUUAAAAAAAAAUAUGCCAAGUCUUCCUCACCUGCAAGAUCAUGAGUAGUAAGAAGUUACUCGAACACCAUAGGUACUUCUUCCUUGAAUGCUACAGAGGCUCCUUUAAUGAAAUAAUUCUCAAUAGCUUGAAGAAGGAAACACUAGGACGUUGGUUCCAUGACAGCAGUUAAGUAGAUUUUCUUCUCCUCAAGAACCUUUGCAAAGCUUUUCUCCACCCCACUAAAAAUAGCCUCCAAUAAAGCUUCAAAUUUAUCCCCCACAAACACAAAAUAGAAAUCAAGUAGAUCUUUCAUUGUGCACAGAACUUUGUUGAAACAUCAUAAUUUCAUAAAAUUGCAAACAAUUAACUUUAAAAGUUGAAUUAAAAAAUGACAAAUUAUUAAAUUAUAAAAAAUUAAAUCAAAUUGGAUUACAUAUCGGUCAUCAAUCGGUUAGUCUCAGGUUGUAGUGAUUUUUAAAUAACCUAAAUCGAAUUAUUAGAUCACCGGAUUAACUGGUUUGACCGCGGAUUUGAAUCGAAUUUAAAAGCACUUAUUUAAAUGCAAAAAUAUUUUAAAUACACAAAAUUCUUACAAAUUAAUAAAACAGUUUUUAAGAUAUUAGUGAAAUGUUUCGUCAUAAAAUAAUCCACAUUUGCUAAGCGCGGAUCAAGAUCUAGUAAGUAUUUCAAAAGAAGAUGAAUUUUACAAAGUUUUGGUUGGAUCGUUGUGUCCGCGUUUAAGACUGAAAGUCCUCCUUGGUGGGUUUUCUACUGUUCUUCAAUGUUUUAUUGUUCUUCAGUUGUCUUAGUGUCUUCGUCUGUCUAGGGUGGUUGUGGUGGAGUUUGCUGCUGCGACUGCUCUCCUGCGCCCCUGCUUUGUUUUAGCUGUUCUCUGUGGUCUUUAUGUUUGUGAUUGUGUGAUGGUUUGAUCAGCUUUGCCUCUGUUGUUCUCUGGAUCAGCUUAAUUUGUCAUCCUUUCUGGUUGGUUUCGUUGAGUUUUGAGUGUUAUAUUUUUGGGUUUUGGUCUUUUGUUUCUUGUGUCUUCCAUCUAUAUUUAUGUUCCUGGAUUUAUGGAUGUCGCUUUGCUUCCCGAUUAGCGGGCUUGAUUUCUCAUUCUCUGGAGAUACUAUAUCUGCCAGCUUUGUAUCCUAGCAAUGUAUCCAUGUUUUGUUCAUCCCAUUUUCACUUUUUCGAAAUUUUCUUCUCAUAAAUUUGAUUAGUUUGAAAAUAAAAUUUUUGAGUUCUUUUGUUUCGGCUGUUCUUUGUGGUCUUUAUGCUUGUGGUUGUGUGAUCGUUUGAUCCGGGUCGGAUUUAAAAACAUUAACGGUCAAUAAUUAAUUUGAUAAAUAAAGAUAUAAUGAACAAUUUAUUAAUAAAUAAAGAACUUUUUGAGGAUUUAUAUAAUUUCAGCACAAUAAUAUUUAAAAUGGGCCGCCAAUUAAUUUGGUUGGGACGGAAAAAGAAAAGGAGGAGGGUUGUGAUGAUGAUUUAGGUCUCAUAGUAGCUUAGCAAAAGAAAAAGAAGAAAAAUCAAUGGAACAAAGUGAGUCUGCGUAUCGGAUCCGAGGAGCAACAGCUUCGUAUCUGAGGGGAAAAGGAGUAGUUUUGGAGGAAGAUAUUAGAAGUCGGGAGUACGGUUUCUACACUGCAAUGAAUGAUGUGAUGGGAUGUCUGAAGAAGAAGAAGGAGGGGAAGGAGGAGGGGGUUUAUGCUAUAGCCUCUUCUUUUGGUUACUUGUUCGAGUUGGUCCUACAUCUGACAUCAGCGGAGGUGAAUAUUCCUGUUACUGGUCUUGGCGUUGGACCAGUCACCCCUGGGGAUAUCAGGAAGGCCACUCAACUGCUUCAGACGAAGAAACACACCGUCUUGGCGUUUCGAGUCAAUGUGACUCCAAAGGCGUCUCAUCUAGCUCAAACUUUGGGAGUCAAAAUAAUCUGUGGCGACACCAUUGAACACCUCUGCCAACAGUUUCAGGAGUGUAAUAAGGAGCUGGGAGAUGAUAAGUCAGAGAGUGACGUAGCAGCAGUCUCCCCAUGUCUCCUCUCCAUCUUACCCAAGUGUGUACUCAACAAGGAAGACCCAAUUAUCGUGGGAGUUUAUGUUGUUGAGGGUUUUGUUAAGGUAGGGACUCCCUUAUGCAUUCCACACAGAGCUUUUGUCAAUAUAGGACGGGUUGCAUGGAUUCAGAAGGACCAGCGACCCGUCGAGUUUGCCAGGGAAGGCGAGAAGGUGAUUAUCAAGAUUGUUGCUGCUGACCCCAAAACACAACAAGGGAUGUUGCUGGGAAUAGAUUUGGACGAAGGAGAUGUGCUUGUCAGUCGCACCUCAGCGGUAGCUGUCUACCAGGUUGAGAUCAACCGUCAAAUGGAGAAAAUAAUAGAAUUAACAAACAAACAAAAAAAUGUCCUCAUCACUUGAUCAAAUCUCUAUGUCAUUUUUUUCUCGUGUUGUUUAUCUCCUCUCUCUCAUCCUUGUAAUAUUUACAUUUCUCUCCCCCCCCCUCUCUAUUUCGAAUCAAGCCUGGAAUGUUUAUCUCUGCAUUUGUUCUCCUC